This is a messenger RNA of Aspergillus calidoustus, 609 nucleotides long. The record is from the annotation of a GenBank genome assembly. NCBI's taxonomy places the organism in Eukaryota, Fungi, Ascomycota, Eurotiomycetes, Eurotiales, Aspergillaceae.
AUGACAUACUCAUUCUUGACCCCAAGUCGCGAAGACGUCCAGUCGCUACCGGACAGCGAGCAGCAGUCCAUCGUCAAUAGCGAGGGCAGCUUCCUCAUCCCAUUUACGACCGACAAUGAGCCAAAACUUAUCACCUGGACUGGCCCCAAAGACCCCGCAAACCCUCUGAACUGGAGCCACGCCCGGAAAUGGUCCGCGACUCUUCUCGUCUCCUGCUUCACCUUCAUUUCCCCCGUCUCGUCUACAAUGGUUGCGCCCGCACUGCCUGAAAUUGCCGACGAAUUCAACAUCAAGUCGCAGAUCGAGCAGUACCUGGUCAUGUCCAUCUUCCUCCUGGCCUACGCGCUCGGUCCGUUUAUUCUUGCUCCGUUGUCUGAGAUGUACGGGAGGGUUGUUGUUUUGCAGUCGGCCAAUAUGGUGUACUUAUUGUUUAACACCGUGUGCGGAUUUGCGACUACGAAGGAACAGAUGCUCGCGUUUCGAUUUCUGAGUGGGCUGGGAGGGGCUGCGCCACAAGCGGUAGGUGAAGGUGAAGAGGAAGUGUGUGCGGAGGCUGAUCGCGAUUUAGAUCGGUGGCGGCGUUCUCAGCGACUGCUGGAGAAAGCAUGA